CCAAGCGCCACACCACUGACUGCUCCCCAUCUUCGCAAUUUGCCGCACCAGGCUGGCAGAUCACUCGCAGACACGCCCGAGAUAGCCCGUGAUCACGAGGCAAGAGUCACGAGAAGGUGGUACGCAGACUGCAGACGUGCAACCAUGCCAUCAGCCCCGCGCGGUCGCGUAAGGCCGCACGUCUCGCUGGACGCUCAGCUCCAAGCACUCACCCUCUUCACGGAUCUGGACGCGGAUUCGGAGAAUUUGGAGCAGCUAGGUCCAAUCAUCAAAUCUUUGGACGAGGCAGGUCAAUCGGAUGCCUUUUUGAGGAGGUUGCACGAAUUUGUGAAAGAGAAGGAAGAUGAGAUAGAGAGGAUAUGCAAAGGCAAUCACGAGGAUUUUGUCAGCGCUACGGAUAGACUGUUGAAAGUCAGAAGCGGUACCGUCAGUCUGAGACAUCGGAUUGGCGAGCUGAACGAAGAGGUCAAAGCUGGCGGAGAGAGCUUGAGCGCAAAGAAAAAAUCACUACGUGAGACGAGACAGGUAGGGGCCAAUCUCGACGAAGCGAUCGAGACGUUGCAGCUCUGUCUGAGAGUGCUCGACAUGACGAGCCGAGUAGAAGGUCUGAUCGAGAAUCGUAGAUACUACGCGGCACUUCGAUCUCUGGAAGAGUUGCAGACGGUGCAUCUCAAGCCCGUCUUGCAUCACGAGUUCGCGCGGCACAUGCUCGAUUCGAUACCCGCGAUGAGGGAUGCGGUCAGAUCAGCAGUCACUUCAGAGAUGAAGGAGUGGCUCUACGAAGUCAGGCUUAAAGGUGGGAAAGUGGGAAAGCUAGCCUUGGACGCUAUGGAGGCGAGGCAAAAGAGGUGGAGAAUCAAGAGCUCGAAGGAUCCAAUGCUUAGCAUCGCCAAAGUCAACAGUCCAAUCGAGCUGGUUGUCAACGAGCGCGUCGAAUACAACUUUGUGGACAACGAAGAGGUCCGAAUCGACUUCAAACCGUUGUAUCAAUGCAUCUUGAUCUACGACUCGAUGGACAUGCGCGAGCAGCUGCAGAUGAGCUAUCAGGAAGAUCGCAGGCUGCAAGCGAGCCUUCUCCUAUCGCAAGGUCUUACAUUCGACCCCGUCAAUCCGACUUUCCCGCUAGUCUUACAGGAGGUAGUCGGCUACUUUCUCGUAGAGCAUCAUGUCCUCCAGACUAGUUCGCCUGGUUUUAGAUCCGAAGCGGAAGUGGACGACCUUUGGGAUAACAUGUGCGAGAGGGUAGUAGACAUCGUCAGUGUGGGGCUCCGGGACUGUAGAGAUACCCAGGUGUUUGUAAACACCAAAGCGGUCAUCCAAACCUUUAUCAUGACGCUGGAAGGCUGCUCUUUCACCGUCACCAAGCUCAACGCUCUGCUGUUGACGCUCUUUGAGCGGUACGCGCAACUGCUCAGAGAUCGUUUUUCGGCCGAUUUCCAGCAGGCCGUCAAAGACGCCGAGCACCAGCCAAUGGUUGUGGAAGAUGCCGAUGAGCUCAACAAGGUCCUGAAUGUCUGUUGGCUGCGAGCCGGAGAAGCCGAUAAAUUGCGGCAACGAGCUUUCCCCCUGGCGCUACCGUUCUCUCAGACUUAUCCGCUUUGCUGCAUGGACAUCCGGCACUUAGUCGACGAGUAUUACACCUUCUCCGACGGCUUUUCGCAGUAUCACCGAGAUAUUGACGACAUCCUCAAGAAGUCGCUGGACGAGUUGCUCAUUCAACAGGUCAGCAGCAGCAUUCGAGCAUCGGUCGAGUCUACGUCAAACCUUUCUCAGAUAGCCCAGAUCGUGGUGAAUGCGGAGCACUUCAAACUAGCCUGCACGUCCCUCGAGGGCCUGUUGGCAGCUUUGCGCGCACCUCAUCGAGGGGGUAGACUCAGAUUGGAUGCGUCGAGCCAUUUCAGCCAUUCCUUGGAUUUGGCUCAAAAGAGAAUCGACGCGGCCCUAGCUGCCAAGUUGACAGAAUUCAUUGGGAUGAGCGAAUUUGAGCCUACGCCUGCAAAAGAGGACACGACGGAGAGGGAAUGGAUCGGAGAAAUGAGCAGAUGGAUAGGGACGAUGAUGGAAAGCGUCUUGGUGCUGCUGCCCACAGAGACCAAGCUGCUGCAUUACCAAUCCGCAUACGCUUCCAUUGCUUCCGUCUUGCUCAACGAGUACGUUCUGGACAAGGACACGCCAGCGCUGAAUAUUUCCGCUCUCCGAAACGUGUUGGCGGAUGUGGAAGCUUUGCGGAAAGAGGCGUCCAGAAUAGACAAGAGCAUUGACAAAGUGUUUGAUGAGAUUCGACAGACGCUCUCCAUACCUCUGAACGAUGCGGUGUCAGAUUAUGUGGGCGACGCUCGAUCAAGAAGCUCAAAGUAUCCAGCGGUUCAAGCGGUCAAGUUGGCUGGUGUGCUGGAAAGGUUGACCAAGUGGCAUGCGGGUAGAGGACCGAGCGAGAGCGACCUGAUGAAUCGGAGAAGCAGAGAGAAGGAUAUGGUGGGGAGAUUGGUCAGGAGGUAACAAUGAAUACCCUGUUGCACCGUCCCAGACUACUUUGACUUUCACUGUAAUAGUAAGACCUAAACAGACGCAAUCAGA
Molecule: messenger RNA, 2577 nt
Organism: Ceraceosorus guamensis
Lineage: Eukaryota; Fungi; Basidiomycota; Exobasidiomycetes; Ceraceosorales; Ceraceosoraceae
Product: exocyst complex subunit Sec15-like protein
Exons: 12
Coding region: 145-2499 (784 amino acids)
Biological process (GO): intracellular protein transport; Golgi to plasma membrane transport; exocytosis
Cellular component (GO): membrane; exocyst
Source: RefSeq, a predicted model, not a curated record